This is a messenger RNA of Prunus avium (sweet cherry), 2175 nucleotides long. The record is from RefSeq and is a predicted model, not a curated record. NCBI's taxonomy places the organism in Eukaryota, Viridiplantae, Streptophyta, Magnoliopsida, Rosales, Rosaceae.
CGCCCAAAGCCCAUACCUUCCAAAAUUGAGGUUGACGAACCAAAAGCAACGCCUUUGGAAGAUACCCAUGUCGUAAAACGCAAUUCUGGACUUUGUAGUCAGAUAGAGAAGUCGGUUUUGUACAAAAGAUACAGAGAAGCAUUUGAGUUGUUUGAAAUUUUGGAGUUUGAAGGUGGUUAUGAGUUGGCUAGUAGUACGUACGAUGCGUUGGUGAGUGCUUGCAUUAGUUUGAAAUCUAUUAGGGGAGUGAAGAGGGUUACUAAUUACAUGAUUAGUAAUGGGUUUGAACCGGAUCAGUAUAUGAGGAACAGAGUGUUGCUUAUGCAUGUGAAAUGCGGCAUGAUGAUCGAUGCGCGUAGGCUAUUCGAGGAAAUGCCUGAGAGGAACUUGGUUUCUUGGAACACGAUAAUUGGGGGCCUUGUGGACUCUGGGGAUUUCAUGGACGCCUUCCAGUUGUUUCUAGUUAUGUGGCAAGAGUUUUCUGAUGGUGGGUCACGCACAUUUGCCACUAUGAUUCGGGCAUCUGCUGGCUUGGGACUCGUUUUUGCUGGAAGACAGUUUCAUUCCUGUUGUUUGAAGAUGGGGUUAGGUGCUGAUAUUUUUAUAUCUUGUGCGCUGAUCGAUAUGUACAGCAAGUGUGGGAAUAUUGAAGAUGCUCAGUGUGUUUUUGAUGAGAUGCCGCGGAAGACAACAGUAGGAUGGAAUUCCAUCAUAGCAGGUUAUGCACUCCAUGGUUACAGUGAGGAAGCUCUGAGUAUGUACUAUGACAUGCGUGAUUCUGGUGUUCGGAUGGACCAUUUUACAUUUUCCAUGAUCAUAAGAAUCUGUGCUAGGUUGGCAUCAUUGGAACAUGCUAAGCAAGCUCAUGCAGGUCUAGUUCGUCAUGGCUUUGGAUUAGAUGUAGUGGCAAACACAUCACUUGUGGACUUCUAUUGCAAAUGGGGAAGGAUAGAAGAUGCCCGUCAUGUUUUUGACCAGAUGCCCCUCAAGAAUGUAAUAUCUUGGAAUGCCUUGAUUGCUGGAUAUGGUAAUCAUGGUCGGGGUGAUGAGGCUGUUGAGAUGUUUGAGAAGAUGCUUCAGGAAGGAAUGGUACCGAACCAUGUUACCUUUCUUGCAGUAUUGUCUGCUUGCAGUCAUUCAGGUUUAUCAGAACGCGGAUGGGAGAUUUUUGAAUCAAUGAGUAGGGAUCACAAGAUUAAGCCUCGUGCUAUGCAUUAUGCUUGUAUGAUUGAAUUGCUAGGUCGAGAGGGGCUUUUAGAUGAAGCCUCUGCACUAAUAAGAAGUGCUCCCUUUAAUCCUACGGCAAAUAUGUGGGCUGCCCUCCUAACAGCUUGUCGAGUCCAUGAGAAUUUAGAGCUCGGCAAAUUUGCAGCAGAAAAACUUUAUGGGAUGGAACCUGAGAAGCUAAGUAAUUAUGUUGUGCUCUUAAAUAUAUACAGCAGUUCUGGGAAGUUGAAGGAGGCUGCUAGUGUUGUUCAGACUUUAAGAAGAAAGGGUUUAAGAAUGCUACCAGCAUGCAGUUGGAUUGAAGUUAAGAAACAUUUACAUAUUUUCCAUUCGGGAGAUAAAAGCCAUUCCGAAACAAGAGAGAUUUACCAGAAAAUGGAUGACUUGAUGAUCAGGAUUACAAAACACGGUUACAUCCCUGAGGAGAAGCAUCUACUUCCUGAUGUUGAUGAACAUGAGCGAAGAUUGUUUUACCACAGUGAGAAACUGGCCAUAGCUUAUGGACUGAUAAGUACUGCGGAUGGGACGCCGCUGCAAAUUGUGCAGAGCCAUCGCAUUUGUGGAGACUGCCAUUCUGCAGUUAAGUUAAUUGCUAGGGUUACAGGACGGGAAAUUGUAGUGAGGGACGCCAGCAGAUUCCACCAUUUCAAGGAUGGGAGUUGUUCUUGUGGGAAUUACUGGUGAUGGCAAAGUUACUUUAUUGACGAGCAGAUCAAACUUUGCUCUGAGAUAUCUCUGCCUUUGGGUUAUACUAUUUAAUAUGUAUUGUAAACAUAGAAUAAGGUCAAUCAAUAGAAGCAACAUCGCUUAGGAAAAUUGUUGUUAAGCCCAUUUUAUUUAUUUAUUUUAUAUUUUUAGUUCUGGUGAUAGCAUUCCUUUUUUUCUUCUUUCUUUCCCAAAAUCGACUUGCUUCAGAAUAAAUUUUCCUCCUAAUUCCUCUUUUUUCUU